Messenger RNA from Phytophthora megakarya, 1146 nucleotides. The record is from the annotation of a GenBank genome assembly. Lineage: Eukaryota; Oomycota; Peronosporomycetes; Peronosporales; Peronosporaceae.
AUGAAGGAGGCGACUGCAUUCAGGUGGAAUAUUCCGGCCCCAACGCAGAUGGGAUUAGUCCUGGGGCGAAGCUCCUACAUAGAUGACAUAGCUCAUGGGGCGCCUACCUGGGAUAAACUCUGUGAAGACCUGAAUGCCCUGCUAUUCCGCCUCCGGUACUGGAAUAUCUCGGUUAGUCUUCCGAAGAGCGAGUUCGGCAAACAAGCUAUACCUUACCUGUCUCACGAAGUAUGUGCGGAGGGUAUCGGGGCUACCCCGAAGAUUGCCAAGUGUGUUCAAGGCCUACCUUUCCCAUCGACUCUGAAGGGGGUUCAGUCGUUCUUGGGAAGUUUGAAUUACUACAACAAGUUUAUCGAGGAUUUACCUGUUGUCGUGGCUGUGCUUUACGAGCUGGAUGCGGAUCGCAUUCGUGCCGGACAUGAUUUGGAUAAGGCCAAGGAAGCGUUCGAGAUUCUGGAUCGUAAGAUCACAUCAACGCCGCUGCUACGCCAUCCAGAUUGUACCAAGCCGUUUGUCAUCAUCCCACAUGCAAACCCCUGGGCGGCUUGUGCCGUCCUCGGGCAGGCACAUGAGGGGAUCAUUCAACCACGUGAUGAAGAUGGAUUAGUUGCUAUCCUCGGUGCAGGUAUUACCCCCAGGGAGCACUUAGACGAAGUCGCUGAAAACCUGAUCCCGGCUAAGGGGCGAAUCAAAGCACCUCCGCCAAUCAGAGACUGGCAUGCCCUGAGCGCCCACGGAUUCCCUUUGGAUGAUGUGCCUGUGAACGAUGCAAAGUAUCACGGGUUGAUCAAAGGUCUAGAGCUAGCCGCCGACCGUGGCUUCAAAGAUGUAGUUGUGGUCGGCGAUUCUAGGAUCGUAAUCCAACAAGCGCAAGGGUUGAUAGGUUGCCACCAGUCUAAUUUGCAACGUCGCCUUGCUGAGUAUGAAGCUUUGAAAGUGAAAUUUGGGUCCGUACGGUUGGUCCACGUCAAACGUGAUUACAACCAGGCAGCAGAUUACCUGACGAUGAAGACAUUGGCACUCGGGAAAGCAUGGGUAGUGGAAGAUGCGGACGAACUGAUGCAUCUGAAAUUUGUCUCUAGGAUCCCGGAUAAGAUUAUGAUGACGCCGGGGACCUCGGAGCGAAAGGACGACGUCACAGUCUGA